Molecule: messenger RNA, 3358 nt
Organism: Hippopotamus amphibius kiboko
Lineage: Eukaryota; Metazoa; Chordata; Mammalia; Artiodactyla; Hippopotamidae
Gene: COMMD1
Product: copper metabolism domain containing 1
Exons: 4
Coding region: 2686-3165 (159 amino acids)
Biological process (GO): positive regulation of protein ubiquitination; negative regulation of protein localization to cell surface; negative regulation of sodium ion transmembrane transport
Cellular component (GO): endosome
Source: RefSeq, a predicted model, not a curated record
CGGCUGUUACCAACCUCGAACAGUUACAUUGGCAAUAGCAGCCCCUGGUGGCACAGGGAUGAUUUUCUUUUAUUGGUGACCUAGGUGCUUUGGAACUUGUAGUCUCAGGAAGACCCUGUGUUUAAAAACAAAAUUCAACUGAGUAAAUUUUAAAGAUUUUACUGGCUUUAUGCAAUGAUUCAUGAAUCAGGCAGCAUCCAAGGAGCUGUACAAAAUGAAAGAUUUUUAUAGACAGAAGGGAACGGGAACAUGGAGGCUAUAUUAGACAAAAAAGAAGGUUGGUUAUUACAAGGUCACCUUCAUUUAGGGGAUGGCAGGGAUCUAUCAGUUUACCUAGCUAGUGUUGAUUAGGAGAUUCCUGAUGGGUAAUUGUCUCAGUUUGGUGAUGCGGAGCUUAGUAUAAGUGACUCCAUUUUGGGCCACCUUUCUUAUUUUUAACAAGUGAUGUGUCUAGGUAUUACAUACAUUGGAAUAAGAAUUAAAUAAUGAUCGUGAUAUACAGGAUUUUCCCCUGCUUUUAAAGGAGUAAUCUAUUUAUUGUAAGGAUUAAUAAAAACUGAGAGUACUAAGAGUUUUUAAAGCCAGUGGAAAACUAGCAGGUUUAUAGAAACUUCAGAGGGGUAAGUUAACCCUUAGAUAUUGUAGACUAAAUUUGGUGUGUAUUUGUAUUUUGUGGAGAAAAUAUCUGAGGCUUCUAUAAGAUUUUGAAAACAUCUAAUUUUAUCAAAAUGUUUAAGAAACACUAUGUAAGGUACAUGGCUUUUCUCAGUAAUGUAGAAUAUAUGUUCUUUAAAGUUUUUCAUUAAAAUAAUUCUGAUUUUAGAACACACUUAUCUUUUUUUAAAACCUGAAAUGUAAUUGUUUUAUGGUAUUGUGUUAGUUUCAAAUAUAUAGCAAAGUGAUUCAGAUAUAUGUAUAUAUAUUUUUUCCAGAUUAUUUUCCAUUCUAGGUUAAGAUAUUGAAUAUAGUCCCCGUGCUAUACAGUAAAUCCUUAUUGCUUAUCUAUUUUGUGUAUAGUAGUUUAUACCUGUUAAUCCCAUAUUCCCAGUUUACCUCUCCCCUCCUUUCCUCUUUGGUAACCAUAAGUUUGUUUUCUAUGUCUGUGGGUCUAUUUCUGUUUUGUAUAUAAGUUCAUUUGUAUCAUUUUUUUUAGAUUCCACAUCUAAGCAAUACCAUAUGAUAUUUGUCUUUCUCUGUCUGGCUUACUUCCCUUAGUAUGAUAUUUUCUAGGUCCAUCCAUGUUGCUGUAAAUGGCAAUAUUUCAUUUUUUAUGGCUGAGUAAUAUUCCAUUGUAAUUCCAUUUUGUGUGUGUGUGUGUGUGUAUACAUAUAUAUGUAUGUAUAGAUACCACAUCUUUUUUUGCUUAAUAUUUACUUAUUUAUUUGGCUGCACUGAGUCUUAGUUGUGGCAGGUGGGAUCUUUAGUUGCAGCAUGUGAACUCAAGUUGUGGCAUGUGAACUCUUAGUUGUGGCACGUGGGAUCUAGUUUCCUGACCAGGGAUUGAACCCAGGCCCCCUGCUUUGGGAGCACAGAGUCUUAGCCACUGGACCACUAGGGAAGUCCCUAUAUACCACAUCUUAAACCAAUUGCCUGUUGAUGGGCACUUUAUUUUUAUUAGCCAUUCAGCACGGCUCGCGGGAUCUAUUCCCCCACCAGGGAUUGAACCUGGGCAAUGGCAGUGAAAGUGGGGAGUCCUAACCAUUGGACUGCCAGGGAACUCCUGAAAGUUGCUAAAAGAGUUAAUCUUAAAAGUUCUCAUCACAAAGAAAAAAAUAUGUACCUGUGUGGUGAUGGAUGUUAACUAGACUUAUUGUAGCGAUCAUUUUGCAAUAUAUUCAAAUUUGGAAUCAUGUUGUACACUUGAAACUAACAUAAUGUUAUAUUGUCAAUUAAUCAACAUUCACUCUCAAAAUUUAAGAAAUAUAUAUUAAAACAAUAAGAUAAUAUUUCUAAUGUAUCAGAUGGCAAAGAUUAUAAAGAAUAAUUCCAGUCAGUGUUAAUAAGGUUUCAUGGAAAUAAAUGGGUACAGCCUUUCUGGUGGGUACUUUGGAAGUCAUAUGCGACAUGUACCAUUCUCUGCAUCUCCUACAGGCACAUUUAACAGAAUGUAUAGUUUAUCUCUAGGUUUGCUUUUCUUGGAAUUGUGAAAGCAUCUCUGAAUUUGCUUUCUAGGAAAUUAUUUCCUUUAGGAAUUAAUAUAUAUCUUCUAGGAAUUAAUAUGUAUCUUUUCUAGUCUAAAGAAUACCUCCUGACUUCAGGCAAAUGCUGGAUAAAUAUUAGUUAAAGUAGUCUAGAUCAGUGAUUCUCAACAGGGUAGCACUACUCUGAAAGGGUAUUUCAGUUGUUACAAUAAUGAAGGGGGAGGAAUGGCCCAGGCUGGACCGGCACCAGAGAUAUAUGACAUCUUGCUAUGCAGGGGACAUUCAUAAAGGCCCUGGAGUGAAGAAUAUCAGCGGAAGCAAAGAGAGAGGUCUGGAACUUAAUGGACCGAUAGCUCCCUGGUGGCAAACCUAAAGGGUUGUGUUUUGCAGAGCUGAGAGCGGCCAACGGCCAACCGCCAACACCCACCCCGGUUGGUAUACCGCCACCUCCUUCCUCUCGCGUUUUGCCCAGCUGUUUAGACCCAUCUCGGCUGCCGUGGCUGGGCUGCGCUCAGCUGUUGGGGGGGCGGGGCCUCUGCUAACCAUGGCGGGCGAGCUUGAGAGCUCGAAGUCGCUGAGUGGGCUGCUGAGCGGCCUGGCUCAGGACGCUUUCCAUGGGCACCCGGGCAUCACGGAGGAGCUGCUGCGGAGCCAGCUGUAUCCGGAGGUGCCACCUGAGGAGUUCCUUCCCUUUAUGGCGAAGAUGAAGGGCAUUCUUAAGUCUAUUGCAUCUGCAGACAUGGAUUUCAACCAGCUGGAGGCAUUCUUGACUGCUCAAACCAAAAAGCAAGGUGGGAUCACAUCUGACCAAGCUGCUGUCAUUUCCAAAUUCUGGAAGAGCCAUAAGACAAAAAUCCGAGAGAGCCUCAUGAACCAGAGCCGCUGGGACAGUGGGCUUCGGGGCUUGAGCUGGAGAGUUGAUGGCAAAUCGCAGUCAAGACACUCAGCUCAAAUACACACUCCUGUUGCCAUAAUGGAGCUGGAAAUAGGGAAAAGUGGACAGGGAAAACUAAGAACCAAGUGAUGAAACCAAAAACAUUACUCUCCACUCUCACCAAGUCUUCGAAGCUUCUAGCAAGGGAACUGUAUUUGCAGCUUCUUCCUUCCCUCUGAGCCAUUGUCAUAGAUUGCAAAUUGGUGACUUAUAGGUUUUAGCAGGUGUUAUAUUGGUGCACCCUUAAAAAAAUUUUUUUUAAAUUACAUGCCAGUGUUUAAAA